UGAAGAUCUCAGGGCCCUAAUAGAAGCUCAACAAAACAUUGAUAGUAUGAUAGCUGACUUGUCCACUGAUGAAGAUGAUGAGGAUGAGUUUGAAGACACUGAUGAACUUGAUACAACUCACCCUGAAUUAGUUGCACUUAUAGGUGAUCUAGAAGAUGACACACCUCCGACAACUAAUGAUUCCAGUGAUUUAACUGCUGAUAUCAAAUACUUGCAAGAUGAUAUUGUAGCAAUCAAUGCUAGUACCCCAAUGGAAUCAGAACCAAGGCCAAAGACAUAUGAAGAAGCAGGAGGCCAGGAUACACUUUAUAUCUCAGAUGAUGAGGAUGUAAACUCAUAUAGAUUGAGGGCAUUAUCUCUCUCACCUGUUACAGUAGACAACUAUGUACUCACUGUUGAAAGAGAAACACCUCCAAUUGCCACAGAGAGUGAGCCUGAUCAGCAUGCAGGACAUUGCAGUUCCAAAUUAGAUUCAAAAGAGGUGAAGGGUACCUCAACUUCACCUAUCCACACUGAUGACCACAGCACAGACACAUAUGAUAUGUUUAGUCCUGUUUCUGUUAAUGAUAGUGACAUAUUGGAUCCAAUGAGAGAGGAGUACAAUAGAAUGAGGGGAAUAAUACAAAAGUCUGCUAGUCCUCAACGUAAACCAAGAUUCCAGCUACCAAAGGAUGACUUUGAAGAGAGCAGUAUAAGUAAAGAAUCAGCUUCACCUGAUGUUGAUUACAGUUUAAGCACCUCCUCAUCUGAUCAAAAUCGUGAAAUCUACCCAACACCAUGUGAAGAGCGAACGAGUAAAAUUGAUGAGCAACAUGUUAGAACACUCAGUGACCGGGAGGUUAAUGUACACAUUGACCGAAUUGUUAAUAGAGAGCAACACUCUUCUGUAGAAGAAGAUCAGUCAGGAAGUGAAAGUGCAGACUCCUUCACAAUUGUAUUCUUGAAAGAAGGUGAGGCUAUUCCAAGUAUUUUAACAAGGACACGCAAUUUGUUGAAGGAUGGUGUUCUGCCUAGAAAUUUUAGUACCAAGACAUGUGACACCCAGACAUAUAUACCAACAAAAGAUGAGUCAAGCCUUACAGAUGAAUCAAGUUUGUCUAAGACAGAAAAUGAGCUCGACACCAUGCAACAACAUUUUGAGGAAAUAUUACAUACACUCAGUGGUGAAGAAGACAAUGUGGACGAAUUAGAUAGAUCACCUACUGAUACAUACACCCAAACAGAUGGUUCACAAUAUGAAAUGAAAGAUGAGGGGGUUGGGACAGAUGCUGCUAUGAGUAAUCUAUCAUCCACUGAGUUAAAUGCUGUAAUGCAGGACAGGGAUUCACUACUCCAGUGGCUUAAUCUCAAUUAUGAUAGGAAUGAUUUAACAGUACAAUUAAUGGAGGCCGAUUUAAUGCAUGGAAUUGGUGAGACUGAUGCACUACUUAAAGCAUUGGAAGAUGAUAUACCAACAUCCGGACUGGCAGAUGCUUUAAGAAGACGAAUCCAGGCUAGAAGACGAACACAGAUUGAAAUAUUCUUGGAGGAAAGAGAGAACAUAAAUAGAGAAAUUAAUAUCUCAUCUUCUGAAAAUGUUAACAGAACCUCACGGACAAGAAACAGAGCAUCUCGUUCUGUUAAUCAGCUACUAGAUCAAAGGAGAACACAUUUCCAGCAAACAGGAGUCCCUGAUUCUGGUGUUCAGGGUGGCAGUGGUAGUCAUUCAGAUAUUGACAAACUACUUCGAGAGUACAAAGAUGUAAGGGAACAAUCAAAAAGAGAAAUAGCAAAGGCCAGAGAAACCCUGAAAGAAAGAACCAAAAAGGAGAAAAAGAAAAUGAAGGAUGAGAUUGAUCAACUUAGAUUGGUUGAGAUGCGUAGGAAACAGUUUGCUGAAAAAGCCAAGGAAGAGAUUAGAAAAGAAAAACACAAUAUUUUGUAUGGCGAAAGAGCCCAGAGUGAAUCACCUGCUAGACCCCGCAGUACAUCACCUGGAAGACGUGCACAAUCUUACACUGAUAGGACAAGAAAUAUAUCUCCUAGUUUAUCAUCAAGAAGCAGGACACCUGACUCGAGAACUUCAUCAUCUGGACAGUGGAAACCAUCAGAGCUAAGAGACAAGUUCAAGAGCAAGAGAAGUCAAUCAGCAGAUAGACGUAAAUCUAAACAUAACACAUUUUCAACUCCAUGUCUGCCACAGAGAAACAGUUUGCAUAGAACAUCCAGUGAUGAAAGACUGCAAUCCCACUCCUUUGAGAAUCUUAGUUCUAGAAGUUGGAGCUCAACCGACUCCUUACAUGAAUAUCUGUCACCACAAAUCUCACCAAGAUUUCCUGCUGUUUCUGGAAGGUGGCGAUCUUCAGAAACACUAGCCAGACCUCUUAGUAGCCAUACUUCAGUCGAAUCUAUUCCAAGAGUAAGUGGUACUGGACGUGCCAGAAGUAUGUCUCCUCAAAGAAGACAUGAUGCAUUUACAAGACGUAUAUCACCAAAUAGACCAGCUAAUUCAGCCCGAGAUUAUGGAAGAGCAUAUGAGCUAUAUAGCCCAAGAACAGGAAGAUCACCUGAAAGGGGGCAUUCUGAUAUUAACCAAGAUGGACAACUUCAACCAAUUUUGGAUGCUGUUGAAAGGGAAAUAUUACACCUUCGAGAAACUUACAGUCAGGGAUCCCACUCAGAGAGUGAAAUGGAAUUUGAUGAUUCUCAGAACUUUGAUGAACUAUGUCAAGCUAUGAAUGUGCAAAGCAGUGUCAGAAGUCAACCGCAGCAGUCACAUACUUCAUCAAGCACUACUGCAAGCUGUUCCCCAAGAGUUAGGGGUGAAAGUCCACAAAGAAGACAUCUGUCCAUGGUCUCUAGAACCUCUCCCAUACAGGAAGAAACUAAUGGUAAUGGUUCAGAAGCUAAAAAACCAUCACUAUCUUCCAAGAUACUGGCUCUCUCUAAAAGUAUUGGUAGUGCAUCAGGGAGACAACCAUCUUCAACUGGCAGGUCUGCUGCACCCUGGAAAAAAUUCAGUCAGAGGAGCAGUCAAGCCUCAUCAGCGGACAGUGAAGAACUAGAUUUGUCUUUAUUCCGAGGAAGGAGUCAAGUUAGAGCAGCCCUAUCUUCUACUACAUCCACGGCAUCAUCAUCAAGUUGCCGGGGCAGAAGUCCUAGCAGAUCCGUGAGAAGAUCCACUGAUAGAAUGUUCAGACUUGAAACUCCAACCACACCAUCGUCACUGUACAGACAUGAACCACCAGAAAGGGAUUUGUCCAGCAUUAGCAUAACUCAACAAGCAGCCAGAGUGACCAGCUCACCAAGUAGUGUAUCAUCUACAACAUUGGAAACAAGGAUAGUGCCUAGACCUGUUGGGUCAAUAUCUACAGAUUAUCAUUGCAUUGGCAAUCAAGCCUCACAGGCGCUGCUAAGUGAGAUUAUCCUUGCUGGGAGGUUUGAUCCAAGACAUCCCCAACAGCCAAGUGAGGCUGGUGGUUGGAGCUUUCAAGGUAUAGAAAGGGAUGUUGUUAUCCUGCGUAAAGAACACACCAACAACCCAGUCCAUAGUUUUAUGGGCAUAGGAAUAAUCCAGGCUCCUGCUAGUUCAGUCUACAACAUCAUUCGAAAUCCAUCAACCAGAUACCUGUAUGACAGAAUGCUGAAGAAGCUGAAAGUAAUAGACAAAGUGUGUGAAAAUGUCCAAAUAGUGUAUAUGCUACAUGAGACCGCUCACUGUUUCCUAAAUCAGAGUAGAGACGUAUGCAUUGUCCAGCAUGAUUCAGUACAGGAUGGCAGAUAUGUUGUAGCCGCCACUUCUGUACAACACCCCAGCUGCCCAUCAACCGAUAGUUCAGUUCGUGCAGAGGUAAUUAGCGCUGGUGCUGUUAUUGAACCUAUCACGAUUGGUAAUAGAGAGUGUUGUAAAGUAUUUUAUAUAACACAGAUUGAUCUGAAAGGAGACCUGCCAAUGAGACUUCUUAAUUUGAUCGCACGGCGACAACCAUUAUGCAUCGCGUACAUGAGAAGUUACAUUGAGAUUGGCGGACAGUAACAAUACCUUGAUUCCUCCAAGUUCAUACGGAGUUGAUGAUAUGAAAAAAUUAAACUGAAUUUGACGUUUAAACCAAAACCCCUGGAUUUUGGUAUACAUGUAUUUUACCAAAAAAUACCAAAUUUCCAUUGGAGGAUUUUGUUGGAAGGGGAAGCCUUACAACAAAUAUGAAUAUUUGUCUACCUGUAGAGAUGGGAAGGUAAACAAGAAACAAAAUGACAAUGACUAUUGAAAAUUUAUAAAGACUGCUGAGUAUUCUGUUCCUUGGUGUUUAAACAGGAUAGUUUUUAAAGGUUUAUAUUGUAAUAUAACAAAGAAUUAAUCUGUGGUACACACAGAAAGUUACACGAUGUUUACUAAGUAUAUUACAAACUAUUGCAAAGUGGUGAUGUCACAAAGAUCGUCUAAUUUGAAUAUACAUAUAUAUAUAUACCACACUCCAGGAGUGAUCACUGGAGAUUUCAUUUACAUUG
Saccoglossus kowalevskii is the source of this 4488-nucleotide messenger RNA. RefSeq lists its product as uncharacterized. The record is from RefSeq and is a predicted model, not a curated record. Gene Ontology annotation, molecular function: lipid binding. Lineage: Eukaryota; Metazoa; Hemichordata; Enteropneusta; Harrimaniidae.